Molecule: messenger RNA, 11372 nt
Organism: Sycon ciliatum
Lineage: Eukaryota; Metazoa; Porifera; Calcarea; Leucosolenida; Sycettidae
Product: mucin-19-like
Exons: 4
Coding region: 437-9772 (3111 amino acids)
Source: RefSeq, a predicted model, not a curated record
UCAUUUUUAUUUGGUUAGUUGUGCGUUUGAUAGCAACAAUUACAUUGAAGAGGCCAAUGCUUGAGAAUUUCUGCGUCGUGUUUCCGCUUGUCAGUUUUCCCUUAUUGGUCUUCCCGUCUACUCUCGCCCUCUCAAUCGUAUUAGUAGUAUUGUUCAAGAUAAAUUUCUUGAUUUGAUAAUUUCGUGUGACUGUGAGAGAGUGGACUUCAAGGCCGGCUGCAGAGCUACUAUAGCUGCGACUCCUGGAAUGCUGAAUAAUUUUGUAGGACACAAAGAUGGUGUGAACGUUGACACUAGUGCAUCAGAACUAAAGCUUGUCGAAUCCUCUCCACGCACCGGUUGAGCAAUCAAUGUUGUAGUCACAGUGAAGUGCUGUGUACGUUGGCUGUAUGCUAGUGGUGCUUCUGUAGCUGAAAGGAUGGUAGUUCUGUGACACAUGGCGCGUCGGCCACUCUCCUCAUCAUCAGCAUCAUCAUCAGCAUCUAAGCCAGCAGGUCGAGCAAGGGCAACCUCAGCAGCAGCAGCAGCGGAUGGCCCUUCUACCUAUGCUGGACACCACUCUAAUGGACCGGGGGUGGAUCCUGCCGGCAGCUCCUCUGGCCUGCCAUCGUCGUCCGUGGCAAUGGCCUGGCGUAUGGACGCAGCCGCCCCGGUGACCCUUAACCCGCAGCUUGCCGGGCAGCGCUCUCAGUAUGCCAGUCAGACGGCGCCAUCUUAUCACUAUGGCAACGUGGAAGGCCAGUACGGUGCACAGAGCAUGGCGGUGCAUGCACCUGCUGCGGAAAGCCUGGCCGGAGGCACACCAAUGAGUUCAUCAAGCAGCCAGCAGCCACAGGCUGCAGCUACGACCACCAUGAUCUAUUACCCUGUGGGAGCAGGAACACAAUCGCCAGCACCGUCGCGCUCAGGUCACGCCACUCCUGCAUUCAUUCCCCUUGCGCCGCCGCAAUCAGGACCCCUCAUAACCACUGUUCAGCCGGUCAUCGGGCGACCAGCUAUCCUACGCACUGCACCACACCUGACGGCCAGAGGGCAGUCAUCGAUGACUCCCGAACCAGUCAAGACGUACGCUCAGUCAACGGCUAUGAUGGCAGCGGCUUCUGCGCCGGCACUAUCGACGUCCUCAGUUAACCAGCAGCAGCAACAGCAGCAGCAGCAGUCCAUGGACUUGUUGGGGAUCAGAGUACUCGCGGCGCAGGACUGCACAGUCCAGUGCUUUCCAAUGCAGUCGUCAGGUUCGUCCUACGCACACUCCACGGCAGGAUCAUCCGACGAUCGCUCACAGCUCCCAGGAAGCCACACUUCCUCGUGGGGCUCAAUGCCUUCCAGUCAACAGCAGUACCAGCAGCAGGACGUGUCGACACCGACCUUCUCACCACUUCAAUCAGUACUCACUCACAAGCGUAGUCGAAGUCAGCUUGAAGAUGCUUGGGCUGUGCCGUCAGCGUCAGCUAGUGUUUUUGACGGUGCGCUGAAGAAAGCGCGGCUAGACACUACAACCAGUGAUCCGUGUGACAGGGCAAUGCCUGCAUUUCCAAUGCCCGAUUUCAUCUUUUCACACUCAACCACGCCAGCAGCGGCGGCCAUUGAUUCAUCUGGUUACCAUGCCUACCCUAGCGCGUCAGUCCGACCGGAGUCAGGAGCGUCGUCGUCAUCGUCCCUGUUACACUCGAGGAAUACAGCAGCUGUGGGACUGCCGUCAAGCGAUGAUGCUUGCCUUGGCGCAGCGGGACGGUACGCGCUGCACAGCCAGCCCAGCGGUGGCGUUGCCUCGCAGUCGACGCUAAAUCUCAGCUACAUGUCAUCAGCAACGCCACCAGCACCAGCAGCAGCGGCAGCAGCGAUGCAGAGUUCGCUUAGUUUAAGUUGCAUUACAGCAGACGAAUCAGCAGCGUCACAGCCUGCCUUUCCCAGCAGGAAACCAUCAGAAUUUUCCGCUGCAACAACAACAACAAUGUCGUCAAGUACACGGAGCGGACAAAGCUGCACUAAUGUAUCUUAUGACAGCAGCAGUUGUGAUGAGCUUCAUUCUCUGACUGGGAUGGCGCAUUCAGGCUCUCAAGGCAGCAGCAGCAGCAGCAGGAGAGGAGAGACUCCGGCAGCUGCGUUCCCUCCAUACCAAGCCCACAACAGCCACUGGGAAGCAUCGGCUGCUCCAGCAUUCAUCAAGAAUACAACGCCGUCAAUCCUACGCCGAUCGGGCCGGGAUUCAACACGCCCAAAGCCCAGUAAGCAUGCUACGCCGGCUGCUGCAUUGAAUGCGCAGUCUGUAAGCUUUAACUACAGGAACCGUACGGUUGGCAAUUUACCACGGCAUAGUGGAUCAUCAGAAACAUCACUGCCUGCUGUCCUGUCCCAGCCUGCCCAACCCACCAACACCGUACAGCCAACAGCCGCCUCCUCAGCAACGCCGAAAUCGACUUCAACUGCUGGUGCUACUGCUGGUGCCGCUGAUGGUGGUACUGGUAGUGGUGGUGGUGGUGCUGCUGCUGCUGCUGCUGCUACUGCUGGUGGUGGUACCAGUGGUGGUGGUGGUGCUGCUGCUACUGCUACAGGUAGUGCUGCUGGUGGUGGUACUAGUGGUAGUGGUGCUGCUGCAGGUGGUCGUAGUGGUGCUGCUGGUGGUACAGGUGGUGCUGCUGCUGCCAAAUCGCAAUCAGGCAGCACAGGACGCAAGAACACGUCUUCUACGGAUGAUACUACUUCCAGGACUAGUGGUAGUAAUAUAUCUACUCCCACCACACCUCUCAUGUCACCUCUGAGGUCACCUACCUCCGGCCACAGCAUUGUCAAGAUGAUGUUUGUUGGUGCCAAGGACAAGGGUGAUUCCGGCUUGUCACCAGUGGGAACUCCGGUCAAGAUGACGCCAGACAUCGAAAUGUAUUUGAACAACAUCUUUCGCGCCAAGGAUGCGUCUUCUGGCAGCCGUUCGGCAGCCACCAGCACGACCUGCAGCCCACGCAAGACUGCUUCACAAAGCACUGGCUCGACGGAAGGUACUAUUAGGAGCAGAGACACUCCGACUUCACGUGCUGCGCAGGCCGGAAAGUCACUGCCGAAAAGGCGUGACCGUAAUUUAAGAAUCGACCUGUCGCAUGCCACCAGUAGCAGUAGUAGUACAGGCAAAGGCCCGUCGUCCGCACCACCGUCCACACCAACACCAACAUCCACACCAACAUCCACACCAAAAUCCACACCAACAUCCACACCAACACCAACAUCCACACCAACAUCCACACCAAAAUCCACACCAACAUCCACACCAACAGCAACAGCAACAGCAGCAGCAAGACCUGAUCAGCUCGUAACAUGCAUUGGAUCUCCCUCAUCUAUCGGUUUGACCUCAGCGCAGCGUGCCGAUGUUAGUGUGGAUUCCAGUGGCUUGACACCGCCGAGCGCCGCUUCCCACGCGUCGGAUACCUCAAACCCGCACUGCGCACGCACGGCAGGCUUACCCGGCGCCCUGGCGUGUAAUGCAUCGGCUCCUGAGCGGGGUGACCGACACGCCGGCGCCUUGGCGUGUAAUGCAUCGGCUCCUGAGCGGGGUGACCAACACGGCUCAACGUCGGUCAUUAGUGUGUCGUCGGACGUGGUUGUGAUGUCAUCACCAGUGCCGACCGAUGCUGUUGCAGCUACUACUGACGGAGAGGAGACGCCUCAGUGUAUAUCUGCUGGUGAUGAAUCACGCCAUACCGAAGGUCACGCAAGACAUGAUGUUUCUUCAGACGGAAAUCACACGACGACUUCGGAAUCCUGUACAGAGCCGCUGGAUUGCAGCCAUGAUAAUGCUACGGGUGCUUGUAUGGAGUCGCACUCCGACUCGUCAGUAGUGUACGUGCCUGAGGUGGAGACUAUGGAUGAGACCGACAUUAGCGGCUUAAGUCAACUCUGCGCAGCUAUAGACCAACUCACGUCCAGUCAGGCAAACAUGACUGCGGACGCAGUAGACACGGUAGAUGUGGAGAAGAAUGCUCAGAGUUUCACGCUGCCGUUAUCAUCAGAGUCCGAUGCAGAUUGUCCUGCCAGCGCUGCCAAGUCCAUAGUCGGAUCCCCCAGAGCAGCUGGAUCUCCCGGUGCUGCUGAAUCUCCCAGCGCUACCAAACUCCCCAGCACAGCCGGAUCACCCAGCUCAGCCGGAUCACCCAGCACAGCCGGAUCACCCAGAGCAGCUGAAUUCCCUGGUGCUGCCAAAGCCGCCAGUGCUGCCAACCUGCCGACUGACAAGAGUACGAGUAAGAAUCCUGCAGAGCGCCAUCAGAGCAGUGACAACAGGUGCAGUAAUGCUACAUGCACUGCAUCGGCAACAGCAUCGGCUGUGCCAUCUCAAACUGCACCUAGCUCCACUGCGGUUAGUGACUCCAGCCCUGAUGUGUUUGACAAGGAAUGCUCGUGUCUGUUGCCAUCACUGACCGGCAGCGACUUGAACGCACCAACGUACUCACCGUUGGACAACAGCGCACUGGUCAACUCACCACUGGCAGCAAGCUUUGUUCCGCCCAGUGCCACCGCCCUGUUUAAGCUGACAGCAGAGCUCACAGAGACUAUGGAAUCGAGUACAGACAACCCUGGACCCCUGCUCCCGAGUGACACUUGUGCUGGUGAUGAUCAGCAAGCCUCUUCAGCUGAAACGCCUCUGGAGAUGAUUCGUGGUGCGCUGAAGGCGUCUUCACCAACCAUGGCCGUAGGUGAUGACAGUGCUCGUGUGAAAGCUCCUUCAGCAGCUAUUGCCAUUGAGGCAGGUGCUGUUUUAAGUCCAAAGCGCGCAGCACUGCACUUGUGCAUUCCAUCGCGUACGUCUCCACCACCCACUGCUCGGCAGCCAUCCGUUGCAGAGACUGUGAAUUCCAAUGAUGUCACAUUAUCUCCCGCUGGACAGGCGAGUACUGAUUCAGCAGCGCAGCAGCCGACAGACUGCCUAGAGGGUGCAGCUAUGGAUGAUGUGACCAGUGUGCAGACUUGUGAUGGUGUUGCACUGUCGCCUACACUACCACCCCAGCCCAUCAUCAUCAGCACGGAGAAGAACACACCGGCAACUCCACGCACCCCUACCACCUCAUCAGCCAUCUCCGUCGACCGUGCCAGUAGAAGCUGCUUGGGCACGUCUUCUCCCCUCAACAGUGCUCGUAGGUUAAAAGCAUUCACGCUGAAUGUGCAACGGCUGAAGGUGCACAUUAAGAAUGGCCGUCUCGUACGGCAACUGCCUUUCACCUCUUCCUCUCGUGCACUUGAAACCAGCUCUUGUUCUCCGCAGUCGGAAGCUAGGCGCACACCAUCAAGUAGUGCAGACAAUGCUUACGAGCCAUGUCCCAACUCUCCGGCCACCACAACUCCAAUGUCACAUGACUUGCCAGCAUUGUCCAGCAAGAUCUGCUGCGCUGACAUGGAUAGCGUGGAAAAUGUUAUAGACAGCGUGGAUAAUGCCAGGGAUAGCGUGGAUAGUGCCAGGGAUAGCAUGGAUAAUGUCACGGAUAGCGUGGAUAAUGCCAGGGAUAGCGUGGAUAAUGCCAUGACCAAUGAGGGCAAUGCCAUGGAUGGCAAGGAAACUGCUGUGGAUAACGUGGACAUUGCUAUGGGCACCAAGGAAAAUGCUGUGGACACCGAGGACAAUGCCAGGGAUACCGUGGACAAUGCUAUUGACACGGAGGACAAUGCCAGGGAUACCGUGGACAAUGCUGUGGACACCGAGGACAAUGCCAGGGAUACCGUGGACAUUGCUAUGGGCACCAAGGAAAAUGCUGUGGACACCGAGGACAAUGCCAGGGAUACCGUGGACAAUGCUAUGGACAGUAAUGACAUUGCCGAGCACAGUAUAGACAAUGCCGUUGCCAUGAGCGACGAGGACAAUGCCACAGAGGAUAGCGAGGAUAAUGCCGUUGCCAGUGCGUGUUGUCCAGACAGAACUGCACAGCAGCAGUGUGACUCAGACCUGCUUACAGCAUGCUCAUCAGCGCAAGUAUCCCUGCAGGUACCAGCGACAGUAUGCAGCCCAGCAUGCUCAUCAGCGCAAGUAUCCCUGCAGGUACCAGCGACAGUAUGCAGCCCAGCAUGCUCAUCAGCGCAAGUAUCCCUGCAGGUACCAGCGACAGUAUGCAGCCCAGCAGCAGCAUCAUCAACAUGUCAUGUAGCCAAUGCCAAGAACAAGGACGUGAACGACAGCGUUAACACGGCUAGCAAGAAUGCGAAUGACGGUGACAACGGUGCCAGUGAUGAGGAUGAUGCGUGCAGUGGAUCUCUGUGCAGAGCUCCGUCCGCAGCUAGUGCUACAUCUUGCCAUUCAGAUAUGAACAGUAGAGGGGGUGUGCAGGCUGCAGUCGACAGCUGCGCUACAGGCAGCAGCAGCAGCAGCAACUGCACCAGCAGAAGUGGUGAUUUUCCCAGCGCAUGCAUAGACAAGAUCAGUGACGGCACAAACCUUGAUCACACCGGUAGUGGUAGCAACAUCUCUGAGAAGGCUUGCAAUGAUGACAGCAACGGCAGCAGUAGGGUACAUGCAGAUGACAGCAACGGCAGCAGUAGGCUACAUGCAGAUGACAGCAGCAGCCGUGGUGGUUUUGGUGGUGGAAGCAUUGCUAAUUGUGCCAGUAAUGAUGUAAACAAAGCUGGUACUACUGAUACCACUUAUGACAACAGCAGCAGCACCACCACCACCAGCAGCAGCAGCAGCACCACCACCACCAGCAGCAGCAGCAGCACCAGCAGCAGCAGCAGCAGCAGUAAUACAGAUGGCGGUAACUCUGGGGUUGCGACUAAUGUCACUGAUACACAGCACAGUAUUGCCUCAACAGGCGACAGCACCGAUGUCAACAACAAUGCAUGCAGUGGCGAUGAUUGCGGUGACAUGGCUGGUGAGGGAUCCAUCAAAGACUCACCAUUAGCACAACAACCCAUUGGCUGUUCGGACUCACUUCCAUCAUGUCAACACUCCGUUGAUGGUGAAACCUCUCCAGUGCUUGCAGAGUCACCUGUUCCUAAUGAUGACACACACACAGGCAGUAUCAGGAUGUCUCCAUCAACAGCAUCAUCAUCAUCAUCAUCAUCAUCGUCAUCAUCAUCACUAGUCAGUUUAUCCACAUGUGUUCCGUUACCGUCACCAAGCUUAGUCGCCCGUACAGCAUCGACCGACUCAGCAUUAACAGCGACACUUGCAGACACCGCUGAUCUGCAUGUCGACUCGGCCUCUGCGUCAACAUCCACGACACCAGCCACUCAGAGCAUUGCGGAACACACCGAGCCAGCAGCAGAGGUACGCACGGCCAACCGUCACUCCCGAUCAGCAGCACCCAGCCCAGAGCUCAUUUCCAGACAGUGCUCGCUGGCCAUUAGCCCCGGUGCUAGCUCUGAUGAGUCACACGAGCCAAAUCUUGUGAUAUGCGUGGCGUCGUCGACCUCACCCUCUGAGCAGAGUAUAACCCCCUGCACAUCUGCCCAGUCGCCAGGGAAUACCAGUACUAGUACCCAGCCACUGUCAGAUUCAAAAUCUCUUCCAGCCACGCCGUUCUGUCCCAUUAUCCUCACGCCGUCGCCCACUCGGAAGUGCGAUGUCGACGACAAUGCAUCCGGCCCGCCUCCUCACAUCACGUCCAGCCCUGUGUUUGCUCUCUGUCCACGCCCGCAUGGCAGCCACACUCCACCGCUUGGUCCUCUCUCCGGCACGUCACAAUCGGAUACUGCAACGCCGGGCCUUGCCAAGCCAAUCCCGCUGGUUGUUGCUUCACAGACCGGCAUGCCUAUCAACCAGUGUAAACUGUCCACGAACAUGUCAAGUCUGACUGACGGUCGUCGUGCUCUCUCGCCAAACAGUCCAUUCAAGUGGGUCGCCAGUGACGUUCAGUAUUGCGCCAGCAGAGCAAAUACAACGAGUGACCAAACCCUCUCUCGCCAAGGUCGGCCGCCUGUCACCUCUGAGGGCAUUGGUAUUGACAGACAACCGUCGUACAGUACUACAACUACAGCUAGAGCUCUGAGUCUUAUCACCACCAGCAGCAGCAGCACCACCAGCAGCGCUGGUCGUACAACAUCCUGUACUGGCAGAGCAGUUACCGCCGUCUGUGGCAGCAGCAGCAGCAGCAGCAACACCGCAUUUACCCGCGGUGAUCGUUUCGAGAAGAAGACGCCCGGUGCUGUGGAGCGCAGUCCAGGUAUAGGUAGCACUGCCCACAUGCUGAUUACCAACCCUACCAGUGCAAUGAGCAACCCUACCAGUGCAAUGAGCAACCCUACCAGUGCAAUGAGCAACCCUACCAGUGCAAUGAGCAACCCUACCAGUGCAAUGAGCAACCCUACCAGUUCAAUGAGCAACCCUACCAGUUCAAUGAGCAACAGCAGCAGCAGCAAUAGCACAGUUAAUGAGGAUCUGCACACUGCACUGAGCAAGACCGUCACGCUCUGGCACAACCAGCUGAAAAUCGACCCGUUCCUGCUGCUGCAGACGGCGCGCCACCUCCAGGAAUCAUCGGCUGCCGAGAAAGCAUCGUGCUUGGUGACUGAAAGACUACUCAAGAUACCAGCAACCACUGAGCAGCUCAGUACCGCCUGUAACAAUGUCAUUGAGCAGAUGACCAAACGGCACGAGCGACUCGACGCACAUCAGAAAAUCCUGAGCAGCUUCAGCGCUCACUCGGAGAAAACUCUUCAACAGCUGCGGUGCUUGCAGCAGCAGCUGGCUCAACAAGGCACGCGCACCACCGCUGAGAGCAGGGCGGAAUCGCUGGCCCCGCAAGGCACACGCAAGAUUAGAAUCCGCUCAGAAUCGCAGGGCACACGCAAGAUCAAAAUCCGCUCGGAACCUGGAAAUUCUCCGUCCAAAACCCACCCCAAGGUCAGUCCGUUGAAGCAUGCACGCUCCUCGUCAGCCCCGGUGCCAACUCCGUCGACAAAGCUGGCAAAGCGUGCGCCACCACCACAGUUGAGCUUCCGUUCGCUGUUGCCCAAAUUAGGGGGCAACCCUGCAACUACACGAGUGCGCAUGGAUCAUCCGUUCACGACUAUAGCGCAGUCACCAUCUUCUUUAUCGUCAUCGUCAACAGCAUCGCCAUUGGUAACAGUAUCAACGUCGCCAGCAUCACAGUCAAUAGUGACCGGUGUCAAUAAGCUGGCGGCAGACCACCGCCCCUCUACUGCUCCAGCAGAAGCGACAUCAGCGGUGCCGAUGGCCUUAGAGUUUCUCUCCUCUCCGCCCAGGCUGCAGUCAGCCAUCACUGGCCGUGCAGCAUCCAGUACGAAUAAGCAGCAGCAGCAGCGGCAGCAGCAGCAGCUCCGAAUGCCUUUAAAACAAAACAGCGGCGGCGGCGGUGACGGUGGUGGCGGCGGUGGCAGUGUUGAACAAGCCGUGCACACCAUAGCCCGACACCAGAUCACGGGCAAUGCUUCGUUGCCAUGGAGACUAGUGCCGGUCGCACACAGCCGUGACUCCCAGUUUCAACGCGACCUCGGCCUGCAGGAGGUGGUGUCGUUUGUGUCCGGCACAUCUCCCACGCAACUCACUGACAAUGCUCAUCAGCCAACCACCUCAGUGCCAGCCAUCAGUGUUUCAGACAGCACCGUGAAGUGUUUAGUGUGCAAAGUCUCAUUCAGCACACUCUGGUACGGCUGCAACAUUCCCAAGACGUUCCUCUGUCACCUCUGCUUUACCAGCACACGCAGCAUGCAGCAGCGAAAGCUGCGGCGCAAGUCUGUUCAGAAUGAUCUGGCGAAGAAACAACGGCCGCUGGCACAGGUCAGGCCUGCUCAAGCCAACGACUUACCCAGUGCAAAGAUCUCCAAGAAAACCUAGUGAUGACAACAGCAGCAGCAGCAACACCAUCACCACCAUCACCAGCACCACCAUCAGCAGCACCAGCACCAUUACCAGCACCACCACCACCACCACCAUCACCAGCACCAUUACCAGCACCACCAGCACCAUUACCAUCACCAUUACCAUCACCAUUACCAGCAGCACAGCUGCAGACAAGCAAGGUAUUUCACCAUGGCUGUUAUACAGGUAGUAUACGUCAGUGUCUCCGCCGUGCAUCCCGUAGCGUCUCCAUGGCAACUCUAAUGGCAUGUUAGCAUGAGCAUACAUGCCUGUGAUCACGUGCCCAGGGGAAAUCCCCUUCACUCUUGGCAUUCACAUUCAACUGAAGGAAAGCGUUACCACUGUCCCCUGCUGCUCAUAAAUGCCACGAGCCCAUGCUCAUGAAUGCCAGAGCAAUGGCAGAGCUAUGGCAGAGCAAUGGCAGCUAGUGGUGAAUACGAGAUGUGCAGGUGACUCGACACAGCUGCUUGCUCUUCACGGCUCGGCAUCGGCUUUUCAUGCUUCGCUUUAUGUGUGCAUGUGCGUGCCAAUGUGUGUGUUUACAUGCGAGUUUAUGUGUACGCCGUGCGCAGCAGUGUAUGCAUGUGUGCCAGUGUUGGUAAUCCCCUCCCCGUAGCUGCAUGCUGUGCGCUGGUCCCAGGCCCACUCCGAUAUCCAUAUGGCCUCCGUGACACGAGGCGCACUGUGUCUCUUUAGCAGCACCUGGUGUGCCAUGCAGUGUGUCUCUUUACCAGCACCUGGUGUGCCGUGCAGUGUGUCCGCUUUAGCAGCACCUGGUGUGCCGUGCAGUGUGUCCGCUUUAGCAGCACCUGGUGUGCCAUGCAGUGUGUCUCUUUAGCAGCACCUGAUAUGCUGGGUUUUCCCAAUAGCCAACGCUAAUUGGGACUUCUGUCUCGUGUCCAGCUUGCAAACUGUCUUCUCUUCGCUAUGCGCACAAGAACUGCUUUUAUAACCGUCUUGUCUGUUGCUUGUUUUAUAACCAUCUUGUCUGUUGCUUGUUAGCAUUCUAUCCGUUGUUUGUACUAGGGCUGAUUCAUUCCUAGCGGGCUGAGAAUUUUUUUGUCCGCCCCGUGAGCUCUUCUCUUGCGUGACACCCUGAUGUCGAGAAUCCUCUUUCUUGUAAGUUAGGCACUGCAUCCACUGCCGGCAUUCUGAGCUAUCAGCUGCCAUGGCUGCCUGUUGGGUUCGCUCUUGCAGCAUUCUGGUCCUUGGUGAUCCAUCAGACUAACGUUAUUCAUCUAUCCCACUGCUAGCUUUACCUUUAUGCCGUUUUCCAAAUUCUUUUAUCAUGUUAAGUGUUAACCUCUGUGAGUCACUCGUGCAUUUUUUUUUAUUCCAUCCCGGUACACAGUUCGUGAAGCUCCGCGUAUCCAUUCUGCCCUCUACACGUAUCUGUGUGGCAUCUCUUGGUUUUAUUUCUGACAUUGAGUGCAACGCUUUGCGCCAGUUGAUCAAUUUCAUACAGAAGUACUUUUAAAGUGUCAUGUGCUACACGCACACUUUCCCCUGCUGCUACUACUACCAUGUAGUGGCAGAUUGGGAUUGUCGUCGACUGGUGUGAUGGUGCACGCGUUCA